Messenger RNA from Acanthaster planci (crown-of-thorns starfish), 1600 nucleotides. RefSeq lists its product as uncharacterized. Gene Ontology annotation, molecular function: protein binding; protein tyrosine phosphatase activity. NCBI's taxonomy places the organism in Eukaryota, Metazoa, Echinodermata, Asteroidea, Valvatida, Acanthasteridae. Gene Ontology annotation, biological process: protein dephosphorylation. The record is from RefSeq and is a predicted model, not a curated record.
AUACCUUGCUGCAUACGUGUGCACAUACAUUUAGAAGGCAGCAAGUAACCCACAGUGCUUUACGUGUCAAUGGCUACUGAGUUCUUGUUCACAAAGUUCCAUUAGGUACAUUGACGUCUGUUAACCCUUUCAAGUGUUUUGGCGACAGGGACGAGUGGACGUGAUGAGAAUAGGAAAUUGUCAGAUUAACAGCACCAUCUGUUAUUGCUAGACAUAGUUGAACCCUGUUCUUCAGGGCACCGCUUGAAAAAUGCGUGUUUACACAGACUUCUGCAUUUAUUUUCUCUCACAGGACCCUCGGUUGUAAUGUUUUUUUUUGGAAUCAGGAUCCCGAAAGCGAUUCUAUGUAUAUAGGUUUCCAAUCGAAACCUUAUUCUACACACUUGCUGCUAGAACUCACCAUCACCAAAAGGUUUGUUGAUAGAAAGGAAAUGAAACCGCAAAUGUUUUUGUAAAUACACAAACACAUCAAGGCCACUGCAACGACAGAUGAGCUGAGCUGAUAGGGACUAAUUCUACUGGUGUAUGUCAUUAUUCCCACGAGGAUUACUAUGGGUAGAAAAGUCUGUCAAACUCCCCAGUUUUUCCGGGUUCAAAUAUAAACUUUCUAUAAGCAAAGUGCACUCACAUGACACAUGCAUGUAGUUCAGGUCAUGCGUGGUUUUUUUAUUUAGUUUGCUGAUGGAUUCAGGAAGGCAAGGUUGCCAAAGGCCAGCAAUAAACCUGAGCUGUUCCAUAAUCCACGUAUUUUAAACCUUAUAAAGCUACACAGCCAUCGAAUGCUUGUAUGUUUAUUCUCAAUUUUUACGGAUCUAUACCAAUUAAACUGAUUUAUCAACGUUAGUUAAACGUGUAGCCAUGGUGCCUAGGGAUCAUCUGCGCUUGUCAGUGGUCCUCCUUGUCGUCUUCAUUUUGCACGAAGGACUAUCUCUUGAUUUGCGAGGCAGUGCAGUCGUAACGACGCAAAGCUCUGUCUAUGAUGCUAACCCCCUGUACGCCAGGUUUGCCGUGGACCGAGACCUUGGUACAUUCUCCCACACGGGUUUCGACACUCCAGAGGAACGCACGAACCCUUGGUGGAAAGUGGACCUCGGUUAUGUCUAUUGCUUGAGGAAAAUCACUCUUGUUAAUGUAAAAGAUCUUGGCAAGUACUUAGGAGUUUCAGGGCAUAUAAAUCUGAGUAGAUAACUUUGCUGGGUUAAUGUAGCCGUGAGUUGACACAAUGAACGUCAGGUAAAACAAUAUAUUUGAUUUGACGUUAGUCUACCGAAUUGAUGCUGUUUUAUGUUUACGUUAACAGUAUAAUAGUGAUUGAAGGUUCUGAACCCAAGUUCAAGUCUUAUGUAAUAUCUACGAGUAAACGAAAUGAAAGGAUAAAUAUUGUGCCAAAAGUACAUAAAGGAUAUACUGCAUGCGUCACGUAUACGUCAUAAGCAAUAUCGAAUCUUAGAAUUACUCUGGAAUUAUUUUGCUCAACCCAGAAAGCAGCAAUAUACAUUAAACUUAAAAAUUCCUUGAUCAAUCAAAUAUUCUUUCGUUUUAAAAUUUUCCUACAAUGUCGUACACGUGUUGUCUUUCGCUGUGCACUAUGUCUCAUUCA